UGCCCCUCAAAAGGAGGGCUCAGCUGCUACAUUUCGGUCACUUUCUCAGCCGCCGCGUGACAAGGCUUCCCCACGUCGACUUUCUGCAGUUGCACUUUGCCUCUAGGGCAGCUGUCUCAGCGGGGAGUCUUCCUCCUGGGCAAAUGCAUGUGCGGCCGUGUGUCGAGGUCCGCUGAUGGGCAAUCAGCGGGCGAUAUUUACCGCGAAAAGCAGGUCAGGAAGCGCCUCGCGAGCGACGACUCAAGUCGCACGUCACUCUCCUGUGAAUCUUAGAGACUCUGCUUGUCAUUGCAGCGUCGGCCACGCUCUCGUGGCUGAGCUUCCAGACGACGUCGCCGAGGCAUAUAAGAGAUUCCUGGACACCCUUUCGGCUCAACUUCGCCGAGCCAUCCCUGAUUGCUCAGGUGGGAGAGUGCUGGGAAAUGUUCCUGACCUGCUCGGCCGCCAGCAUCUAGCAAAGCAUGGCCACCAUCAACAAGCACCCGAACCGGUUCGAACUUACAGCCGUCUACCAACACCCAGAGGCCAAGGCCGACAUUGUCCUUAUCCACGGCCUCAACGGCAACCCGGAGAAGACAUGGACGGCGCCGAACGGAGUCUACUGGCCAACCGACCUGCUGCCUGCGUCGCUGAAGGACCAGCAUGCGAACGUGCUGGUAUACGGCUACAAUGCCGACGUGUACGGGGGGUUCUGGGAACGUCCCGCGAAGAGCCCAAGUGACAACUUUAUCCACCAUCAUGCCCAAACCCUCGUCGCGACGCUCGCACACUACCGCAAGAGCGAGGGCACCGAGAGGAACCCCAUCAUCUGGGUCGUCCACAGUCUCGGCGGCAUCGUCACCAAGCGAGCAAUCCUCUACUCGAACGAUCUCAGAGACCCAAACCUGGAAGAUCUCCGGUCGAUCUACGUGUCGACGUACGGCAUCAUAUUCCUAGGCACGCCGCACACCGGAGCGGGUGCGGCCACAUGGGGCGGAGUAAUCCAAAGGAUGGCCGACGCCCUCGUUCCUCGGAAGCUCUUUGAGACUGAGUCGGUGUUGCUCAAGUCGCUUAAGAAGGACAACGAGACGCUGCAGCAAAUUAAUAACCACUUUUUGGACAUCUAUCAGAAGUUCAAGAUCCACAUGGCGCAUGAGAACCAGAAAACGGAUAUCAGGGGUUCCAAGAUCCUGGUUGUGGACGCUUCGUCUGCGAGCCCUCAGCUUGUCGGUGUUACGUACUACGGCAUUGAGGCCACCCACUCGGGCAUGUGCAAGUUUGCGAGCGAGAAUGCCCCGGGCUACCGGACCGUUUCCACGGCGAUUCGGGAGUGGGUUUCCAACGCCCCGAACGUCAUACCCAUCCGCUGGGAAAUGGAAGACGACGAGCGGCGGGUGAGGGCGAACCUCGACAACUUUGAGCGCAGUCGUCUUUAUCAGGGUUCUGCCCUAGGCUCCGGGGCGCAUACACAAGCAAUCGUCGCCCAGAGCAAUAAUGAAACCGCAUCAACCCAACACCGGCCCUCCCUAAUCGAGGCCCAGGCCCAGUCCUCAGAGCCGCGCAGCAUCUCCGCGCCGCUCCUGAUCACCAACACCCCCGACCCAAACUCACAUUGCUCCCCACAACUCCUACCUCAUGCCCACCCGGACAACGUCCCCCAGCCCAACAACGAACAGCAACAACGACGGCAACCACCACCGCCUCCAAGCCACGAACCGCUCUUCAUCCAUCCCGAAACAUUCCGCCCCAACUCGUACUUCGUCGGCCGCGAGGACGAGUUGCGCGGCCUGCACGAGAUGCUCAUGGACCGCAAGCGGCGCGCCGAGGGCACCUCGGCGGUUCUGAUCCGGUGCCUCCCCGGCGGCGGCAAGACCCACCUCGCGCGGCAGUACGUCUUCCAGCACCGCGGGGACUAUCCGGGCGGCGUGUACUGGGUGCGCGCCAAGUCGCGGGGCGAGCUGGAGUACUGGUUCUGGCGCAUUGCGAGGAACGAGGCGCUGAGGGGUUACUUGGGCAUGGAGGAGGAGGAGCAGAGGGAUGUGGGGGAGGAGUUGAGGGAUCCGAGACGGAUUGUCAGUGUGGUGAGACGGUGGCUGAGUGCGCAGUCGGGCUGGUUGAUGGUGCUGGACGGGGUGCAGUUUGAUACGCCUGGGUUGAGCGAGUUUAUUCCUGAUGCGCGGGACACGAGCCUGAUUUAUACGUCAACGGAGAGGGCGGUCACGGGAGACCCGCGGUUUGAUAACCCGCAGGUGAUGGAGCUGGGGCUGUUGACGGCGCAGCAGGGGCGUGAUUUGCUGCUGUUGGAGAUGGAGAAGAAGAAACCGUGGAGUGAGGAGGACCAGGCCAUGGCACUGGAGCUGGUCGGGCUGAUGGGGCGGCUGCCGCUGAUGAUCCAUGUCGCGGCGCAGCAUCUGAAGGCUACGAGGGAGCCAUUGGCGAGGUAUCUAAAAUCGUAUCGGAGCCGGCCGAAGGCCGGGGGGCUGCCUGCGUAUAAGGCCGUGCGGGAGCAGCUGGAGAACAGGGGGGAGAAUGCGGCGCUGAACUUGAUCUCGUUGUUGGUCUUCUUUGACCAGCAUGUUCCGGUCGAGAUGUUGGCACUUGGUCUCUCUGCCCUCAACAAGGCCACUCCCGUCAAAACAUGUGACGCCAUGCACAGAGAGGCGAACUUGAACAACACGCUCAAGGUCCUGAUAGCCUUCGCUCUGGUUGAGCGGUCCGAGAGCGACGAUAUUUCGCCUACCAGCUCACACAGCUCUAAGCGCAGCUUUGACAGGCAUGCCGACUAUCUCGACCUUCUCCGUGUGCACAGUGUCGUCCAGGCCUUCUUCAUCGACUCGCUCCACGAGCAGCACCAAGUUCCUUUCUGGCUGGAGCGGGCGACCGCCGUUUGGUGCCGUUCCUACGACGAUGCGGACAAACGCAUCCAGGAGGAUCCCAGGGUCGGACUGCCAGACGAUUACCGUCGCUUCUACAUCCACGGCGAGAAGCUGCGGCAGCACCUGAGUCGGUUCGAAAGGCGUUACCCAGGUCUUGCGAGGGUCAGAUCGAUGCUGGACCAACGGCUGGAAAGGAUUCAGGGGCAGAUCGACCACCUCUCCCAUGCCAUCCAGAAGAACAUCCUCGACGGCUCUCCGGAGGAGCACCCGGCGUCCGUGUUUGACCGCAUCAGCAGUUCGUCGCAAUCAGAUUCGACCACGAUGGAAUCUCACAGUAGCGAAGUGAGCGCGGUGUCUUUUGAAGACGGUAAUGGCGCCCUGGUUCAGUCGCCGUUGCUGCUUGAGCCGGGCCCGCAAACGGAGAUCCCAUAUCCUACCACACCUGUCAUGCCAAUGGUACCUGAGAUUAUCGAGGAUGACCGGGAGACAGUCGUCGGGACACAAGUACAUGUUGGGGGCACCGAGAUCGACGUCGUUCCAUUUGCGCCUGAUCCCCCUGACGUGCAGGAAGAGGCGGCAGCCUUUGAUGACUGGCACGACAUCAUCCCUCACCACAGGGUCAUCCGGCGGCAGGAGACCCGACGGUACCAUGAUCGCGCCGGUGCUUGGAGAGACAGGACCAUCAGCGAUCCACGCGUCGGGCUCAGUCGGGAAAUUGCGCUCGGCUCCAUCUCAAGCAAGAGGGAAGCUUCGAGGUCGCCUCUGGGUGCCCGCUUGACAGCGCAAAGCGAGGCAGAAAUGGAGCUGAGCAAAAUCAAGCUGGCAUCGCCGCCGUCGCCCAAGCUGAGGGCGAGCUUCAGCUCGCAGACUCCAAUUCGACCUGAACUGCUCAUUGGCAGGAAUAGCUGGGCACUUCCACAAGCCCAGAAGACAUCGAGCACCGAGGUGGCCGAGAUCCAGCCUGAACAGUUCUCAAGUGGUCUCGCUCAGAUUCUGUCAUCCCCCAAGAGCUGGACUGAAGCGACCAUCAAGCUGCUGAGGAAGACGGUGUUGCCGUCCGAUACGCCCGCCGGUACACCACCCCAGCCUUGGCGGCCGUCCGAGGAAGAACUGAUCGUGCCGCCCGCGCCCAUCUUCCGUGGCAGUCGCUCGGCCAACUCUAGCCCAGCUAGCCACAACUCCCCCUUCCCACCGCCGUCCUUCGCUGGCAUCCCCACGGAAGAUCUCCUCCCAAAGGCAUGCCAUCCCGUUGUCGUUCGCCGCUGGGACACGGUAGUCUACCCCGCAGACGGAACACCCGUCGCGUCAUCCGGCAUCGAAUGGUCUAGCGCACCACCAGACCCCCUCUCUUUGUCCUACCCAACCCUGCUCCCAAGCAGACAGCAACAACCCAGCAUCCUCGCCACCCACACCGGCGGCCAGCUAAUUCUCCGCAGCGGGCCGGCCGCAGGGUACUCCUCCCAGCCAAUGUCGCGCGACGGUUCGCACCCUUCCAACCCCAGCAUCAACAUUCACAGCCCCGACGCCGCCAUCAUACAUCACUCACCGCGCUCGCGCUCACGCUCCCCGUCCCCGUCUUCACUCACCGACCACCAGAUCGCCCCACGCCACAACAUUUCACCACCCGAAACAACAACAGCAGCAGCAGCAUCAAGAACACGAACAGAGACAACAACCGCAAGCCAACCCAUCCCAACCCCAACCACGACCACCCGCCUAGGCUUGUCCCCGUUCGUCCAACGACGACGAGGACGACCCCCGUCCUACACCGAAACGGAGCCGUCUCCGAGGACAAUAACAGAUAUGCCGCCCCCAUUUGCUGACGUUGACACGAGUUAUCGCCGCUGGGAGCAGCUUCAUGAUCAUCAUUAUCAUCAUCAUUGGCAGCAACAGCACCAGCAACAGCAACUGGGACAAUCGGGACAACAAGGGCGGGGGCUGCCUGUCGGGAAGUCGUCAUCGUUUCCCGUUCAUCAGAGCGGGCGUUUGGAGAGGGGGCCGGGGGGCAGGACGACGGUUCGCGGGAGGACCUCCGGGAGCGGGGCAGUUGGGAAGAAGCGGUCGCAGUCUGUUUCACCGGCUGGGUUUUCCCGUGAUGAGUCUCUGUCCGGGUCCAGGUCCGGGUCCGGGUCAAGGUCAGGGUCAGGGUCAGGGUCAGGGUCAGGGUCGGUAUCGAUGUCGAUGUCGCCUAUCCCGCCGUGGCCAUCGGCAUCGGGGUCUUCCCCGCCCGGUAGUGGGACGAGGGGCAGGGCUCAGAGACAGGCCCCCGCUGGCGCGGGUGCCGCCGCCGGGGUUGGCGGGUUGGGACUGGGUGGUGAGGGAGUCGAGUAUCAGCACCAUCCUCUUCAUCACCAUCAGAACUCGCAGCAUCCACUGGCGGAGUGGUCUGCCCCAGAGAACGUUGACCAAGGGUUGUUGUUAUCCGGCAGUGCGGAAACCGGGACACCCGGUACUACUGCAGGGAGUAUUGCAGAAGGAGGAAGGGAGCCGAUGGCGCCGUCUGCGUCGGCGGGGAGUGGCAGCGGUACGGCGGCGGGUGGUAUCCGGAUGGGAGACGGGACGGUGGUGGAGUUUGGGUCACCUCAUCUGGGAUCUGGGGAUGAGUUUGGUGCCGGUUUUGUGUCUGGCUCUGGGUUGGGCGAUAUCCGUCGAGAGGGAGGUGGAGAAAAGUUGAGGAGGGGGUUCACCUGGGAUGAGUUUUAAUGGGCUUGUGAAUUCGGAGUGACAUGUGUAAAGGAGUGUGAUUUUGUAUUUUGAGCAACAGAAGGGUGUGUCUUAGGUACGGAUGCGCGUGUACUAUACCUGGUUCAAUAGGGAUGGAUAUUCCGUUUCUCUUCCUCUUUCUCUUCUACUUCCCCUUAACUUUCAAGUCAUGAAUGGCCAGGGCGGAUGGCCGGGGAUCUCG
This is a messenger RNA of Parathielavia appendiculata, 5760 nucleotides long. RefSeq lists its product as uncharacterized. The record is from RefSeq and is a predicted model, not a curated record. NCBI's taxonomy places the organism in Eukaryota, Fungi, Ascomycota, Sordariomycetes, Sordariales, Chaetomiaceae. Bases 462 to 5558 code for a protein of 1698 amino acids. The transcript is spliced from 6 exons.